UAAACAUCCACGCCCAUAUGUCGCAGCACACAAUUCCCAUACGCUUAUCCGUCAUCAUAUCCCCUCUCCCCUCUUUUCCCUCCAUACGGCAGAGGAUUAUAGAUUAGUCUCUUGUCUUCAUGGAUUCUCUGUGAAGUGUAAGCCUUACUCUUCUUCUCAGUAAGCCCUCUUUUAAUUUAUUUUAUUAAUGGAGAAUUACUCUUAUAACUCAUACCCAGACUCCGGCAACUCUUCGCCACGGUCCCGAGAAAUCGACUUCGAAAACCCGCCGCCAUGGGACGACCAACCGCAACAUGCUCAAAAUUACAAGGCCAAGUUUAUGUGCAGCUAUGGAGGCAAGAUCCACCCUCGCCCUCAUGACAAUCAGCUGUCUUACAUCGGUGGAGAGACCAAGAUCCUAGCUGUUGAACGCACUAUCAAAUUCUCCUCCAUGAUCUCCAAGCUCUCAGCUCUUUGCGGCGGUGGCGACGGUGAGGUUUCGUUCAAGUACCAGCUCCCCGGUGAAGACCUUGACGCCCUUAUUUCUGUCACUAAUGAUGAUGAUCUCGAGCACAUGAUGCAUGAGUAUGAUCGGCUUUAUCGAGCCUCGGCUAAGCCAGCGAGGAUGCGGCUUUUCAUAUUUCCGGCGACUGACUCAGGGAAUUUCGGUUCCGAAGGGGCGAAAUCGGAGCGGGAAGGGUUCGUAGAGGCAUUAAAUUCCGGCACGACUCCGGGUGGAGUUGUGAUUCCACCAAACAAUGUGGAUUUCUUGUUUGGGAUUGAAAAGGGGAUGCCUCAACCUCCGCCGGUGAAAAUCCGUGAUCCCGUGGUGGAACCGGUGAACCCACCUCCGCCUCCGAUACCGGAAGUCGUGGGGACAGAUCAUGUUUUGAAUCCCGUUGAAAUUCAGAGACAGUUACAGGAAUUGCAAAGACUUCAAAUUCGGGAUCAAGAACAGCUCGCUAUGUAUCGAAAGAAGACUGAAGACGCUGCUUCCAUGGCUUAUACUGGGGAAUACUACGCACAGAAGAUGCCUGAAAAAGCACCGCCGGUGAACAUACCGGUAACUUUCCAACAACAUGUGCCAGCUACAGCUGGAUUCUGGUCGGAUAAACCAAUUUCUGCCGGAGGUUUCCCUGCAACCAUAACUACAAACCCCGGCCCACCUCCGCACUCUGAACAUCCAGUCUACAUGAUCCCAGCACAAGGACAUGCUCCGGCCACCGUCUACCACGCGCCUCCACAAGUUCCAGCUCCAGCUUCUGCACCAGCAACGCAACAAAUGGUUCGACCGGUAACCGGACAAGCCGGUCAAGGCUACUACACCAACGUACAGAGAAUUCCAUCCGAAGUCUAUCGGGAGCAACCCGUUUACAACAUGGUGGCACAACCUCCACCGACACAACACCCGCCAAUAUCCGGCAUGACACAGCAAAUGGUGAGGCCGCAAAGCGGAGGGGUACCAGAUUCUACAUACGCACAUAUGGCAGCGUACGACAGGCGAGUUUAUUAUACUGCCCCAGGGGGUGUUAUGGUGCCGCCUCAGUAUCAAGGCGUUGGUGUGGCGGUUAGCGGUGAAAUGAGAGGCAGCGCCGGUGCCGGCGGCGAGAUUAAAGUGGGAAAUAAAGGUUCACAAGGUUCAGUUUGAUUUUUUUUUUUUUAUUAUUAUCAAAGGUUCAGUUUGAUUGAUUAUCAAAGAAUUUGGAAGUAUAUUUCAUUAGUUUCAAUUGGUAUUACAAUACCUGUUGCUAUACUAAGUAUAAUUUAAGUUAUUUCCACUUGAAUCACUGUGUUUUUUGUUUUUUGUUUUUUUAUGCUAUACGAGAUUAUGAUUUUGUGAA
Gossypium arboreum is the source of this 1820-nucleotide messenger RNA. RefSeq lists its product as uncharacterized. Gene Ontology annotation, molecular function: protein binding. The record is from RefSeq and is a predicted model, not a curated record. The transcript has a single exon. The coding region runs from base 188 to 1627 and encodes 479 amino acids. Lineage: Eukaryota; Viridiplantae; Streptophyta; Magnoliopsida; Malvales; Malvaceae.